Molecule: messenger RNA, 2129 nt
Organism: Calidris pugnax (ruff)
Lineage: Eukaryota; Metazoa; Chordata; Aves; Charadriiformes; Scolopacidae
Gene: GEMIN6
Product: gem nuclear organelle associated protein 6
Exons: 3
Coding region: 585-1109 (174 amino acids)
Biological process (GO): spliceosomal snRNP assembly; spliceosomal complex assembly
Cellular component (GO): nucleus; SMN complex
Source: RefSeq, a predicted model, not a curated record
UUUUCGACCACAACUAAAUUGCGCUGUGCAUGUAAAUACAUGAAAGCAAAACACAUUUCUUCUUUCCACCUUUUUUUCAAACAGAAACUAAGAUUUCCCGUUGUGUGGCUUGCUCUUAAAAUGGAAACGCUUUGCUAAUCUCUGCUUUCUAAUAAACUGUUGCCCUGAAAGAACACAGUAGAUGAAUACAGUGGCAUCAGCCAUUCAUAAAUAACGCCCACAGCACUGUGGGAGUUGAAGUGAAGCUUCACCAGAAAAAAAAGAAAGGGGGGGGGGGAAAUUACCUCCUUAAAAUAAGACUAACGUAUUUUAUACCACUCCUAUUUUUUGUGUUCCAUGUAAUGGAUAGGCACAGCCGUGUUUAUAAAGCGCCCGAGCGUUUCCCUGCCUCGGCAGCCCUGCGUUCCCCGCCUCCCCCCGAGCUGCGGUGGGGGCCGGGCGGGUGAAGGGGUGCGGGGGGCUCCCUACCCCUCGGGGCGGUGAGCCGGGCCCCCUGCACACCAGGGAGCACACAGCAAAGCUGGUAAAUUUCUGCUCUCCGGGGACAGGGGUCCCCAAGGUUUUGGAAGAGGGCAGGGCAAUAAAUGGUUCUGGAUGUAAGAAAUAUGAAUGACUGGCAGAAGAAAAGCCCUCUAGAGUGGAAAACACUUGUGAACAAAAUGGUGAAAGUUGCUGCAGUUGAGAAACAUGAAUAUGAAGGAUGGGUCUUAACAGUUGAUCCAGUUUCUGCCAGUAUUGUCCUUGCAACAUUCCUGGAGAAUGAAAAAGUGUCCAUAUCAGUUGUCUUGGGUCAUGCUGUCCAGGAGGUCGAAGUACUGAGAGAAGGGGACGACGAAAUGAAGCAACGGCUUUCUUGCAUAUUUGCGCCUGAAGAAAGCAAAGCCUACAGCCCAGAGGAACUCGAAAAGAGGAAGAAUGACUUGAAGACUUGGCUAGAAACAAACCACAUUCCUGUAACAGAGCAAGGUGAAUCGGGAAGAACGCUAUGUGUGGCAGGGGUAUUAACUAUUGACCCACCAUACAGCCCAGAAGAGUGCAGCAGCUCCAAUGAGAUUAUUCUGUCUCGAGUUCAAGGCUUGAUACAGGGCUAUCUUGAAAAACAGCAGUGAUAUCUGCUGUUUAAAGCAAUUGUCUUUAGGCAUGGGUCUACCCACCCUAUUGUAGGAACUGUCCUGAGUGUCAAUAUUCACUAUUUGCAAAAAUUCUGGGGUUAGGUUCUUUUGUCUGAUUUUUGUAGGUUAGGAAAGGGAUAAAACAAGCAGCAUAAACUAAAAGCACAAAGCAUUUUCUAUGCACUAUUAUUUUAUUGAAAGCAAGCCAUUGUAUAAUAAUGAUGUAUUAAACUGAUGUAUCAGUUUACUAUAUAAGUAUUUUUUGUAACAGUAUUGUGGAAGAUGAUAUACGACAAAUUUAAACUGUGUUCUCCUCUGCCUUUAAAAUUAAUUAUCUAGGCAUAUUUAUUUGAAUUGCUUACCAGAUUUAUUUUUUUCUGAAAAGGAAUUGUGACACUUGAAAUUCCCGAACCAGAUGAAAAAAUUGUUCAGAAAGUUGUGUUGCUUUUUUUUUCUCACAACUGUUCUCCUGUUCUGGAACAUGAAUAAUAACAUCGGUCCAAGGUUGUAAAAUUAUUAGGGAAAGUCAGCAGGCAAAUACCAGGUUCUAAAAAACAUUUCCUAUAUUUGCUAUUUUAGAGUAGCAGUGAUUGGAAGAUAUUUGUUCCUUAGUGAAUUGCAAGAAAUUCUAAGUUUGUGUUUCUUAAUGCUUUGUUUCUAUUUUAUGGCAACACACAAUGUAAGAAUCAUGAUGUGAUUAUUCCUGAGAUUAUUAAUCCAGUCAGGAGCCUUUAGAGCCCUCAUUUAUCUCUUGGUGUAUUGAUUUAUUCUGUCUUAUUAUGAGAUAGCAACAAAGAACACGUUAGUGUGCUCAGAUGCAUUUGAAAAGUCUGUCUAACCCUGGUUAGUGAAGGGCCCUCCUUGUUCCUGCUAUGGUUUAUUUAAAAUUACUUUGGAUUGGUCAGAUUCAUGCUGACUUCUUAAAAAUCCUCUACUGUACUUAUGCUCUUGUUGAGAGAUAUUAGUUGUUUCGCUUAAAUAAGUUUUAAUUAGAAUAAAUUAUUUAGGGUUAUAAUA